Messenger RNA from Cyprinodon tularosa, 1512 nucleotides. RefSeq names its product interleukin 34 (gene il34). Lineage: Eukaryota; Metazoa; Chordata; Actinopteri; Cyprinodontiformes; Cyprinodontidae. The record is from RefSeq and is a predicted model, not a curated record. Gene Ontology annotation, molecular function: cytokine activity; macrophage colony-stimulating factor receptor binding. Gene Ontology annotation, biological process: positive regulation of macrophage differentiation; positive regulation of cell population proliferation; positive regulation of monocyte differentiation. The transcript is spliced from 7 exons. The coding region runs from base 67 to 684 and encodes 205 amino acids.
UGUGUGUGUGUGUAUCUGUGCGAACACACUGUGCUGCAUUUAGAGCCCUGCGGAAAGCCGACCAGCAUGCUGCAACCGUCCCUGUGCUUCCUGGGGGGGCUUUUGGGCCUGCUUCUGAUGGCUCCGGUUCUGAUGGCUCCCACGCCGCCCAGCAUGUGCACGCCACUGAAGACGCUCAACGACAGCCUCAGCCACAGGCGGCGGUUCAUGAAGCACAACUUCCCCAUAAACUACUCCAUCCGAGUUCAUCACCAGGAGAUCUUUAAGCUGUCAAAUAUCAGUAAAAUGAAGUUAAAGGUGGAGGGCCUGGAUGAGCUGGUUCUUCAGAGGCUGUGGUUUCAAGUCAACCAAGGUGUCUUAAAAAAGAUCAUUCGGGUUUUACCGGAGAGACAUCCCUCACGUCCGUACACGGCGGAGCUGGAGAGGCGGUUCAGGGAUGCUGAAGGCGUCUUUGUUCACUCUCAUCCUGCUGAGGUGUUUCAGCAGGAGCUUCCAGAGACCGUCCAGGACAUUUGGGAUCAGUUAACAGAGGAGCCCGACAGGGUGCCGGAGUCCAGCUGGAGAUUGGCUUCUCCUAAAUCCCUGGUGGACAACCUGUGCCACACCAUGUACUGCCUUUUCUGGGACUGCUUUUCCAGCACAGAAGCUUCUCAGGACUGUGAGUUCUACACGGAAGAUCUUUAAAUCCUUCAUCAUCUUUCAGACUGUGAGGUCUCUCAUUCGAAGAAAGGCAGGAAGGCGUUGAGCCAGCAGGCAGAGAUGGAGGCCACGGCGUGAGGGUUUCCCUGCUGCUGCCGCUCAGAGACUCCAGCGAUUAUCAAUCCGUACCUUCAGGGCUCAAAGGAAAACCUAUUUCAACAAGUCAUUUCCAAACCUACCAUCUGGACACCUAAGUGAACACAUUGACACGGCGGAGCCGCCUGGGAUUAAUCUGACUGUGUGGACUUCCCUUGUAACAGAAAAGUGGAUCAGCUCUGAGAGAAGCUUCAGGACUGUAGCCGGAUCUUUUUCUGGCGUGAAGUCAUCUCAGGCUGCUUCUGGUAACCCGUUUAUUGGAUGUGUUUGUUCUUUCACAUGUUAAUGAUGAUCAAUACAUUGGUUUCUGAGAUGGAUUCUUGGAGAAGGAGCUUUUCAGCCAGAAGCACAGUGGAAGAGACAGACUGUGUACCAAAGCCAAGCACCCCAAUAUAUCACAUUAUUUAAAAACAAAUGUUCCACAGCUGUGCUACAGGCCUGGAUUGCAUAAUCAAAGCUGUAUGUUGGUUUUUUAUUCUCUGUUCUCUGUAUUUAUCUGUUUUUUUAUGUGAGCAGAAAGGAGGAAGCAUGAACUUGAUCAACUGACGGCAUAUUUGCCUUCCUUCUCCUGAGCUCUGUGUUCAGUACAAACCUGGUUCAGUUGUUUUCUCCUGCGACUCUUUGUGGAAAAUUAUGAAAGAUGUUGAACCGGCAGCCGACUUUAGUUUGAGGUUCUGGAUGUUUGAAAGGAAUCUGGGGAGAAAUUAAACUUUUUUU